Mandrillus leucophaeus (drill) is the source of this 1472-nucleotide messenger RNA. RefSeq names its product ceramide synthase 1 (gene CERS1). Gene Ontology annotation, molecular function: sphingosine N-acyltransferase activity. The record is from RefSeq and is a predicted model, not a curated record. NCBI's taxonomy places the organism in Eukaryota, Metazoa, Chordata, Mammalia, Primates, Cercopithecidae. Gene Ontology annotation, biological process: ceramide biosynthetic process. Gene Ontology annotation, cellular component: membrane. Bases 213 to 932 code for a protein of 239 amino acids. The transcript has 6 exons.
AGGUGCGCUUCCCAACGCCCUGGCGUGGGCCGUUUUCUUUUGAAGAAUGAGAAUGUUUCAUUGAGGCUACGCCUCCUGAAUGCAGGAAGGCCACGGGAUGGUCCCAAGACUGUGCCAAGGCGUGCCAGGCCUCGGGUCCUUGAGGAGCAGCGAGGGCUCUGAGAACGCCCCUGGCGAAGCGGUGCCGCCUCCAGCCCAGAGAUGCCACCAAGAUGCCUGAGAGUGCUUGGAAGUUUCUCUUCUACCUGGGCAGCUGGAGCUACAGUGCCUACCUGCUGUUUGGCACCGACUACCCCUUCUUCCACGACCCACCAUCUGUCUUCUACGACUGGACGCCGGGCAUGGCGGUGCCGCGGGACAUCGCAGCCGCCUACCUGCUCCAGGGAAGCUUCUAUGGCCACUCCAUCUACGCCACGCUGUACAUGGACACCUGGCGCAAGGACUCGGUGGUCAUGCUGCUCCAUCACGUGGUCACUCUCAUCCUCAUCGUCUCCUCCUACGCCUUCCGGUACCACAAUGUGGGCAUCCUUGUGCUCUUCCUGCACGAUAUCAGUGACGUGCAGCUUGAGUUCACCAAGCUCAACAUUUACUUCAAGUCCCGCGGUGGCUCCUACCACCGGCUGCAUGCCCUGGCAGCAGACCUGGGCUGCCUCAGCUUCGGCUUCAGCUGGUUCUGGUUCCGCCUCUACUGGUUCCCGCUCAAGGUCCUGUACGCCACUUGUCACUGCAGUCUGCGCGCGGUGCCUGACAUCCCCUUCUACUUCUUCUUCAAUGCGCUCCUGCUGCUGCUCACCCUCAUGAACCUCUACUGGUUCCUGUACAUCGUGGCGUUUGCAGCCAAGGUGUUGACAGGCCAGGUGCGCGAGCUGAAGGACCUGCGGGAGUACGACGUGGCCGAGGCCCAAAGCCUGAAGCCCAGCAAAGCCGAGUGAGUGUGGAGGGGCCCGCACCCCACGUUCCCUCCUUUAGUGUCGCCUGUCCGAGCAUGCUCAUGGGCAGGCCCCCAAGACCCAGCAGCAGAUGAGGCCGACGCGGAUGCUGCCCCCCAAGCCUACUCCAAAACAGAGACUGCAAUAAUGACGUGGACAAUGUGGCCACUACCCUGAAGGAUAGGACAGUGAGGAAGGGGAGGGAGAGGCUGGGGAGGGGCAGGCAGGGUCUCAGCAGUGGGGACAUUGAGGGCCAGGCCUAGUGGCUGGUGUGGCUGCAGUGGACGAGCUGGGGCCCUGUGGGUGGUGAGAAGUAGCUGUUGGCCAGGCUGGACGACAUCCUCCCACCCAUGUCCCCACUGGAGCCGGUGGCAGUGGGGCUGGGGAGGAAGGAAUGCCCAGGGCCGCAGAGGGAGCCCAGGCUCCAUCUGGGCUGAGACUUCCUGGCCUCCGAGUCUGGCAGGGGAGCCCACUGCCCAGCCAAACAGGAGCUGGGGCUGGGAGCUCGGACUCAGCCCAACCCAGGAGUCCUGGGGAAGGAGA